Messenger RNA from Fulvia fulva, 1014 nucleotides. RefSeq lists its product as uncharacterized. Bases 1 to 1014 code for a protein of 337 amino acids. The transcript has 2 exons. NCBI's taxonomy places the organism in Eukaryota, Fungi, Ascomycota, Dothideomycetes, Mycosphaerellales, Mycosphaerellaceae. The record is from RefSeq and is a predicted model, not a curated record.
AUGGUGUCAGGAGCCAACAACACCAACAAGCCUAAUGGUGAUGGCAAGUCCCGAUUCCCUUUGUCGGCUCUGAACAAGAACCGGCAAUUGGCCGCUGCUGUCCCGGCCACAAACUCCAAGAAGAACAUCGGCAACGCUGCUACCAUUGCUAUUCCUCCAAACAGUGUUAAAAACACGGCCAGCGCACCAACUCGUACGGUCAAUGUCAGCAAUGUGGUCAACGCUCAAAAUACCGUCGAUGCCUUGGACGACUUCGAACAGCCGAAGUACCAUGCUAAGAAAGCGCAGACCAAGCAGACGAAGCAAGCAGUAGAGGAGGCUCGUAAAGAGGCCGAGAACCCCAUCACAUGCGCCACCAGCAGCGACUGGAUCCUCGAUAAGGAGAAGAGACAGGAACGUGCGCAGAUCAUGGCGACUCAGACUGCCAAGCACGCCUACAAUCAAGCUGUCCGUCUCGAGGAUGAACGUUUGCGCAAGCUACAGGAGAACCGAUUCACGAUUGGACAGAAAGGUGUUCAGGCUCCCAAGAAGGCUCGGAACGCGACCGUCAAGCACGGCGUCCUAUUCGACGACCAGCAGCCUGGCUUGGGCCACAAGUGCACAUUCCAAGAUCCAAGCGGCAAGUGGUGGUUCUUCAAACCGCGCUUCUGGAUCAUUCGGAACCGCGAGGUCAACACCGUCACCGAGGUUGCAAUCCUGAGCAACAACGAUACAGGUCUGAAGCACACGCCAGUUGAGACAUGGACUGAGUACAUCAAUAUCAAGCCCAAGGGUGCCUCAUCUUCCUACGUUCCGCAGAGAUCUGGAGCUCCAGUCCUCGAGCUUGCGACCAUGUACAGCCAGCGACCUUUCGAUAGGGAGACUAUGGUUGUCCAUGUUGGUAGGCCGGAGACUCGGGAGGUGGAUUGCGAUGAGUUGGAGAAGAUUGGUCGUCUAGAUAAGAAGAGUUUGGACAUUGUGAUUGCUGAGGGUAAGAAGAGGGUUGGAAAGCGCUCUGUGAAGGCAAACAAUUAG